GAGAGCGGACUCGAUCCUGCGCUCCGGCGGGGCUGACCUGCCUGCGUCCAGCCCCCGCGCCCUGGGCCUCCCUGGGUCUGGGUCUGGGUCCGAGUCUGGAUCUGGCCCUGCGCUCAGGGCCCGCGGAGGAGACUAUGGACCCCGCCGGGCGCCCCCGGGGCCAAGGGGCCACGGCAGGGGGGCUGCUGCUCCGGGCUGCUGCGGCCGCCAAGGGUCUCAGGGAAGACCUGUGGGGCGCGGCCGCCCUGCCUUGGAGGAGCCUGUCCCGGAUCCCGAAGCGGGAGGGUCUUGGAGAGGAGGACACAGCAGUUGCCGGACACGAGCUCCUACUCCCAAAUGAGAGAAGCUUUCAGAAUGCUGCUAAAAGCAAUAAUUUGGAUCUUAUGGAGAAGCUGUUUGAAAAGAAGGUUAACAUUAAUGCUGUGAACAAUAUGAACCGCACAGCCCUGCAUUUUGCAGUGGGGAGAAAUCAUUUAUCUGCAGUGGAUUUCUUGCUUAAACACAAGGCCAGGGUGGAUGUUGCUGAUAAGCACGGCUUGACAGUAAUUCACCUUGCAGCCUGGUCUGGGAGCCUUGAGGUCAUGCUCAUGCUGGUUAAAGCUGGAGCAGACCAGAGAGCCAAGAAUCAGGAUGGAAUGAACGCCCUCCACUUUGCCACUCAGAGCAAUCAUGUGCGCAUCGUGGAGUAUCUUAUUCAAGAUCUGCACCUCAAGGACCUGAACCAGCCUGAUGAGAAAGGAAGAAAACCAUUUCUUUUGGCAGCUGAGAGGGGCCAUGUUGAAAUGAUAGAAAAACUUACCUUCCUAAACCUGCAUACUUCAGAAAAGGACAAGGGGGGAAACACUGCCUUGCACCUCGCUGCGAAGCAUGGUCACAGUCCUGCAGUGCAGGUGCUGCUAGCCCAGUGGCAAGACAUAAAUGAGAUGAAUGAGAAUGGAGAAACACCAUUCUUUCUGAGUGUUGAAGGAGGUCAUGAAGAGUGCAGCAAAGUGCUGCUGACAGCAGGAAGUGACAUCAACAUUCCAAAUAAACUCAAUAUCAGUAGUUUGCAGAUAGCAACCAGGAACGGCCAUGCAUCCCUUGUCAACUUUCUUCUCAGUGAGAACGUUGAUCUGCACCAGAAAGUGGAACCUAAGGAGUCCCCUCUUCAUUUAGCUGUUAUCAACAACCACAUCACGGUUGUAAACAGUUUAUUAAGUGCACAGCAUGAUAUUGACAUCUUAAAUCAGAAGCAGCAAACCCCUCUGCAUGUAGCUGCUGAUCGUGGAAAUGUGGAACUGGUGGAAACCCUGCUGAAGGCAGGCUGUGACUUGAAGGCUGUUGACAAGCAAGGAAAGACUGCCCUGGCUGUGGCCUCCAGGAGCAACCAUAGCCUUGUGGUGGACAUGCUCAUUAAAGCAGAGAGAUACUACGCCUGGAGAGAGGAGCAUCAUGAGAGCAUCAGGGACCCGUCAACAGGCUUUACUCUGACAUUCAAGCAAGAUCACAGUCUGGAGACCAGACACAUUCGCACGCUUCUCUGGGACCUGGCUUACCAUCAGCUGAAGGCCAAUGAGUGGCAGAGGCUGGCCCGUUCGUGGAACUUUACAGAUGACCAGAUUAGAGCCAUUGAGGAGCAGUGGUCGGGAAAUGAAAGCUUCCGUGAACAUGGCCACAGGGCUCUGCUUAUCUGGCUACACGGGACCCUGAUGACUCAGGGUGACCCGGCCAAGCAACUGUAUGAAGAGCUGGUACACGCAGGUUUCCCAAAACUAGCUGAAAAGACUCGUCAUUUCAAAAGCAAAACUGACUCAAACUCCAAGAAAUGUGUAGUUUCAUAAAUGCCUAAAGAAAUUGUAUUUACAUGAUUUUCCACUCAGCAUUCAGUUCUUUUAAUGCCAUAAAUUUCUUCUAGCAGUAGCACUGAUUUUCAACUAUGAUGAUGGUGGUGACAGGGAACUCUAACAGAUGAAAGAAGAGUAAUACCAUGAUACUUUUCAACCACUAAAAAGUCAAAUAUAGUUUUUUUGCUGAGGGCAAGUUGUGAUUUUCCCAUUUCUAUCAUUUGAUGUAAUCCAUGUAAUAAGAUAAUCUAGGACGGUUUUGUAUGUCAUGUUUUUUUAAAAAACUCAUGGGAGCAGCAUCAUGGUACAGUAAAAAAACAACGGUUUUUUUAUAAUAGACAAAUAUGGUUUUGAACUUGGUUUUGCCAAAUAUUAGAUGUGAACCUUUGGGCAUGUUAAUGUUGUUUACGUUCUUAGAUCUUCAGUUUCCUUCUCUAUAAACUAGGAGAGAUGUCUAUUUAAUCCAUAGGGUUGGAAUGAAGAUGAAGGGAAAAUGCCUGUGUAGCCUCAUGCCCAUAGUACGGAAAUCAACUGCUAUUUCUCUUUCAGUAAGAGAAACUGGGUUUGGAAUUUAUAGUCAUUGUUGACUUUAAAUCACACAUUUUAUGUAAUAUAUUACUUAGGAAAGACCAGAAGUAUGUACACCAUUUUUUUUUUUUACAUCUCUUGGUGAUGUAAUUACAGAUGAUUAUUUUCUUUGUACUUUUGGGUACAUUCCAUUCUUUUUUUCACAAAGAACAUGCAUUAUUUUUGUAAUCUAAGAGUUAUGAAAUAAAUGUAAAAUUGAGUAUCAGUUUGUGUCAGUUUAUGUGCACCUAUUCAUUGGAAUUUAAGACUCUCCAUUCUCAGAUUCUGACUCUAAAUUUACAAGGCACAUACUAAAACCAUAAGCAAUUUCAAUCCAGUUAUUCUAUCAUGAAUUUAUAGUUUUAGGUCUUUGUCUCAUACUGAUUAUAAAUGGCCCACUUAAUCUUAUGAAUGUUUAAAACAGGUAAUAGAUUCACAUGAUUCCAAAACGUUUUUCAAAAACAUAUUGAGAAGUAUUGUCCCAUCUGUUCUUCAGUAUGGCCAGUUUCCACUGACCUCUCUUUCUCUAUCACUGCUCCCCACCAGAUUGGGGUAACCUCUUUAUGCAAAAAUAAACAAAUAUGAAUAUAUACUAUAACUGUGUCAAGUGUUAAACUGUUGAAUUUACAUUAACUUAGGCCAACACUAAUUGCUUGGUGCUUUAGACAACAUACAUUUCUAGAGCUUAAAGCUUAAAAAUAUGUUUAUAAUAUUCUUAAUCACAACAUUCAUAAUAUUCACUUCAGUUUGUCCAUAUUGUUUUGGCUUGGAUACUGAAAACCAUUCCUAGUUGUAGUCUAGAUUCCUCAAAAAGUAGAGCUUGUCUAAGACCGAAGUUUGUGUGCAACAACUUUUUCAGAAGUGUACAUCCGGGGAAGGAGCGGAGGAGAAAGGGGAGUUGUCUAGGGAGGAGGGAGAGCAAGAACAAAGCGAAUUACCUAAGUGGCCAUCACUUGGUACAAGCAUAACUGAUUAUUUAAUCUUGGGCUACUCUAUUCCGAGAGACAUGAUAUACUAAUGCAUCUCAGGACAAUUCAUACAGGGAGAAGGAAGGAAGAAUUGGUCUGUUUACCACAAUGCCAAGUAUUAAUUCUGGGUUGCAUGAGUGGGCUCCCCAGUGGAGCCUGCACUAUCCUGACUCAACUGGGAGUGAACAGGGAAGCCCGGGAAGAGCACACACACGGAAAGGGCACGAGAUGAGGUGCUGGUGGUUUGUGUUCAUGAAAAGCUUGCUGAAGACCAUGAGGGGUGGAGCUGUUUACCACAAUGGUAGCUGGGCCAGAAUCCAGAACAAGUGUUGUGUAAAUAUCUAAUACCCUUUAAGAAACAGCCUAGUAAUUCAGAAAGGCCUUAGGAUUCUAUUUGCCUAUCUCACAUUUAUUCUCUGAUGUCCUGUGAACAAUGUGAGGCAGCAAGAAAACCUAUUUCCUAUAAUAAAAAUUAGUGCAGAGAACUUAUAUUCAAAUUAGAAGAGGCUUCAGAUGAUUCACUCCAUCCACUCUGUUAAAAGAGAUGGAAAUUGAGGUCCUGGACAAACUCUUUAGAACCUGUUAAUUUUUAUGUAUAAGUACUGUGAAAUAGUAGGUAGAUUUUAUUCUUAUUUCACAGAUGAGGAUCCAGAGAUUCAUUUAAUUGUCUGGCCCAGACAAUCAGUCAGCAAUGAAACCAUUAGAAGCCAAGUCUUGUUCACCUAAAUCAGUUCUGCCCAGAUGGUUUCUUUGUAUUGGCCAGCCAUUGAAAAAUUUCUGCCCAGGCCUAGGUUUGCUGAGUUGCUCAGGGCUACGCCACCACAGAACAGUGUUUAGAUGUUCGGGGAGAACAAGGUAGGUUCAGUGCUGCAGAGUUUCAAAUAAGGCGAGAAAGAACACCAGAAACAGGCUCAUUCUAACAGGAAAUUUCUGAUACUUCUGUAACUCUAGUGCUAGUAUUACAAAUGUUUUCCCUUUUGGCAUUAAAAAAUGAUUCAUAGGUGUUGCCGUUUCCGUCUAUUUUCAACUGUUAGAGUCCUGGAAAAAUGAAGACUAACAUGUUAAAGCCACAAAAAACGGGGCCGCGCGUGGUGGCUCAUGCCUGUAAUUCCAGCACUUUGGGAGGCUCAGGCGGGCGGAUCACUUGAGGUCAGGAAUUCGGGACCAGCCUGGCCAACAUGAUGAAACUUUGUCUCUACUAAAAAAAGAUACAAAAAUUAGCCGGGCAUGGUGGCUGGCACUUGUAAUCCCAGAUACUUGGGAGGCUGGGGCAGGAGAAUUGCUUGAACGUGGGAGGAGGAGGCAGUGAGCCGAGGUCACACCAUUGCAUUCCAACCUGGGUGACAGAGCGAGACUCUGUCUC
Molecule: messenger RNA, 4721 nt
Organism: Pan troglodytes (chimpanzee)
Lineage: Eukaryota; Metazoa; Chordata; Mammalia; Primates; Hominidae
Gene: ANKDD1B
Product: ankyrin repeat and death domain containing 1B
Exons: 15
Coding region: 135-1820 (561 amino acids)
Biological process (GO): signal transduction
Molecular function (GO): protein binding
Source: RefSeq, a predicted model, not a curated record